CGCGUGCGCACUGGGUACGCAGUCUGUACGUACGUAAGCGCGCGGCGCGAAACGGUGCGGAAGCUACCGUGCCGGUAUCGGCACGUGGGCUCCGGCGAGAUGGAGGGGGCGAUACAGGCUGACGCCAAGGUCUGCAGUGAGGCUGGAACAGAGUCCAGCCCUCGAGGCCCCGGCUGUAGCCUCCGGCACUUUGCUUGUGAACAGAACCUGCUGUCUCGGCCGGAUGGCUCUGCUUCUUUUCUGCAAGGUGAUACCUCUGUCCUGGCGGGUGUGUAUGGGCCAGCCGAGGUGAAGGUCAGCAAAGAGAUCUUCAACAAGGCCACGCUCGAAGUGAUCCUGAGACCAAAGAUCGGGUUGCCUGGUGUAGCAGAGAAGAGCCGGGAGCGGUUGAUCAGGAACACAUGCGAGGCGGUGGUGCUAGGAGCACUGCAUCCACGCACCUCCAUCACGGUGGUGCUCCAGGUAGUCAGCGAUGCAGGCUCCCUCCUGGCCUGUUGCCUGAAUGCUGCCUGCAUGGCAUUGGUGGAUGCAGGUGUGCCCAUGCGAGCCCUGUUCUGCGGGGUCACCUGUGCCCUGGACUCUGAUGGGAUCCUGGUGCUGGACCCCACAGCCAAGCAAGAAAAGGAGGCGCGAGCAGUCCUGACCUUUGCUCUAGACAGUGUGGAACGGAAGCUACUGAUGUCCACCACCAAGGGGCUCUACUCUGAUGCCGAGCUCCAGCAGUGCCUGGCUGCCGCCCAGGCCGCCUCACAGCACGUCUUCCGCUUCUACCGGGAAUCGCUGCAGAGGCGCUACUCCAAGAGCUGAGGCCAGCCCCACAGGGCGCCCUUCCCACCGCCACCAUCUUUAGGCUGGAGAAAGCCAGUGCCCAGCCUCCCCUCUCUGUCCAGGGUGCCUGUGUGGCCUUCAGCACCACAGCUGCAGGGCUUCUAUUGAGGUGGGAGGGGCUUGGCCCCUGACAGUCGGCCUAGGUUAUAGACCCCUCCUCCCAAGGACAGCAUUAAAAGGAGUCCCCCGUGUUGA
Messenger RNA from Marmota monax (woodchuck), 1023 nucleotides. It is a transcript of the gene Exosc5, whose product is annotated as exosome component 5. The transcript is spliced from 6 exons. The record is from RefSeq and is a predicted model, not a curated record. Gene Ontology annotation, biological process: U4 snRNA 3'-end processing; nuclear mRNA surveillance; poly(A)-dependent snoRNA 3'-end processing. Bases 100 to 807 code for a protein of 235 amino acids. Lineage: Eukaryota; Metazoa; Chordata; Mammalia; Rodentia; Sciuridae. Gene Ontology annotation, cellular component: nucleolus; nuclear exosome (RNase complex); cytoplasmic exosome (RNase complex).